Messenger RNA from Planococcus citri (citrus mealybug), 1886 nucleotides. Its product is annotated as protein yellow-like. Gene Ontology annotation, cellular component: extracellular region. NCBI's taxonomy places the organism in Eukaryota, Metazoa, Arthropoda, Insecta, Hemiptera, Pseudococcidae. The record is from RefSeq and is a predicted model, not a curated record. The coding region runs from base 279 to 1739 and encodes 486 amino acids. The transcript is spliced from 7 exons.
CUUCAUGGAGAUAAAACAUGCCAACCGGUCAUACCGGUCAAAGUGUGAAAUAUUUGUAGUAAACUUGAACUCGGUUCGAUAAGUCUCAGAUAUAAUUGGUAUUAUUUUAAGGUUCGUUCGGCAAAAUUUUUUUUCACAUCUUGGUGUAUUCUUCUCAUACUCGUUUGUCGAAUUUGUGCCUGAUAAGUAUUUUAUUUUUCAACGUGUAGUAGAAAUAAUAUUAUAAGCUGGAGCAUCGAUUGCUGAUCAUUUCUUAUUAAAAACAGCAAUUCGAGAAGAUGCGAGAGUUGAAAGUACUUUCGUACGUAUUGAUAUUCUUAUCAAUAGUUUAUCAAUCUCAACAAAGUGUUAACGAUGCGAUCAUCGAAGUUUUGCACCAUUGGACCUAUCCGGAUUAUUUAUACCCGAGUCAGCAAGCACGAACUGUAGCAACGAACCAACAGCUCUUCAUUCCGGAGAAUGUAGCUAUUUUGGAUACGGAUUAUUAUUUUUCCAAUGUAACAUACACCAAGAGAGUUUUCGUCACAACGCCUCAAUUCAGAAACGGAAUACCAGCCACAGUUUCGGAAGUUUCGAGAGAACUCAAUUCCAGAGGAGAAUAUUUACUCAGACCGUUCCCAAGCUGGGAUGAAAGUGGUGCUGCUUCUUGCGAUGCUGCCAGAUCUGUUUAUCGGAUCCAUAUCGACAAAUGUGGCUUAUUAUGGGUUUUGGAUACAGGAAGAAUAAACACGUUUACUAAUCCCAGCCGAGGAUGUCCGCCAAAAUUACUAAUUUACGAUUUGAGAAAUGGAGACACUUUGUUAUUAAGAUACGAAUUUCCCGCCGGCGUCAUCAACGAUAGAAGUAAUUUGAUCACAUUGGUCACCGAAUCGUACCGAGACGAUUGCCAAGACAGUAUCGCUUACAUAGCCGACGUCAAUGCUUAUGGAUUGGUUGUAUUCGAUUUACCCAACAGAAACAGCUGGAGAGUAGAACACAAUUACAUGUAUCCAUCUCAACACGCUGGUAACUUGAACGUAGCCGGAGUAACUUUUGAUUUAAUGGACGGAUGUUUUGGAUUAGCUCUAGGACCAGGAGACGCAUACAACCGAAGAUUGUAUUUCCACAGUUUGGCUAGUUUCCGAGAAUCCUGGAUACCUGUCGGUGUUUUGAAAAAUACCACCAUUGUACAAAACUCUGAUUUGCUGCGAACGCAAAUCGUACUAAGCGAAGAAGCUCGUACAGGGCAAAGUUCCCUCGAAGUGAUGACCAACGACGGUAUACUUUUAUUCGCCGAUUUACCCAAAUUAGCCAUUAUGUGCUGGAACUCGAACACACCUUUCAAAAGACAAAACAUACACGUUGCCUAUCAACACGAUGAAAAUCUGCAAUUCAUCAGCGGAAUGAAAUUGAAAAGAGAUACAGCUUUGGUGAUCACCACAUCCAGACUGCAGAACUACAUCGCAGGUCGUUUAGUCUAUCCGGAUGUCAAAUACCGUAUGAUUAUCAUCGACGACGUACAUAACUUAUUGAAAGGAUCGCCGUGUAAAGAUCCUUAUUCAUCAUCGAGACCAUCGGCUGGUGUACCAUCGAACCGACCUAGACCUUCUGGACAAGGACAAUAUGAUACCGAUAACCGAUAUGAAUCUGGAUCAUCUUCGAGUCAGCAAGGUCCUCCAUCGAGAGUCAAGCCCCAAGGCAAUGCGCCAGUAUGGAGCAAUAAUAAAUCGACGACUAAAACAAAGCCUUCUUCUUAUUGAAACUUGAAAAUGAAUUUUUUCACACUGUAGGUUAAUAUUGUAUGACGCGUAAAUGUAAUUGUAUAUACGGUUUAUUGUCGCACGAUACGAUCAAUUUAAUGUAGGUAAAAUUUGCAUUUAUGUAAAAAUUAAUAUCAAACAACAACA